Messenger RNA from Morchella importuna, 330 nucleotides. RefSeq lists its product as uncharacterized. The record is from RefSeq and is a predicted model, not a curated record. NCBI's taxonomy places the organism in Eukaryota, Fungi, Ascomycota, Pezizomycetes, Pezizales, Morchellaceae. The transcript has 2 exons. The coding region runs from base 1 to 330 and encodes 109 amino acids.
AUGUCCUUCGCAAUCUCCAGCAACGACGUCCGCAUCGAGGAGCGUGACGGCCACACCUAUCUCAUUGCCAGUUCCAGAGAUGAGGACGGUAACUACAACCACACAGAGUUGAACUUGGACGAGUGUCUCGGCAACAACGAAGGUUCCUUCAACUGGAGCGGCGAAGGCUUCACCGGGUCGGCGGAGAACAUCCACUUGUCCAUCGAGGGCCCAGAGCAGCUCCCUAUCCUCAGAGCCCAUCUGAGGGAUAGCGAGGGAAACACCCACGAUAGGGACGUCAACCUUUCGGAGCGUAUCGUCAACGACAACGGCUGCUUGGUCUUCCAGUAG